CGAGACCAUAUGUCCAACUUGUUUUCACCGCUGGGUCCGGAUCCUUUGAGAUCCAUUACAUAAUUAAAACAAGCAAAGGGAGCAAAUCCGGAUUUGGAGCCCCGGAAUGUCCGGAUUCCGGAUCAAACUUUUUUUAUGCACUAAUCCGAGGAGAGAGCAAACCAAGAGGGAAACAAUAAACAUCACUGUCCGAAUCCGGACAAAGCUCUUUUCAGCUCUCAUGCUGCAUUGUUUUUGUUUUUGUUACACUAUAUAAAUAUAUAUAUAUAUAUAUAUAUAUCGACUCUGAAUUCUGGAACAUUUUAAGUCAUUUCAAAAAUCUAAGCUCUCGCAUUCCCAUAGCCAACAAAAAGAAAUUAAAAACACAGCUCAAGCUCAACCGAUUUCAACAUGUCUGUAAAGCUGCUAUGGCUUGUACCUUCCCGAUCAGACCUCUCCAAUAGUUUGGGGUUCAUUCAUUCAUCCCGAGAUGGAAACCGGUCCUUAGGCUCCUCCAAGUUUUUAUUCCUAGAUAGGAAUUUGUUGUUCAAGUACAGUGCAAAUAAGGGUAAGAAACAGAAAUGGAACUCUUAUUCUUUAAGGACAGAUCUGAGGUAUCCAUGCAUAGGUAGUUCUCGUUCAGUAAACUUAAGCUCAAGCUCGGUCCCUCUUGUAUCAUGCAUCGUGGCAACUAGCUCAGCAGGAGAAAUGACUGUCUCCUCAGAGGAGAAGGUUUACAAUGUUGUAUUGAAGCAGGCAGCUUUGGUUAAGAGGCAGUUGAGACCUAGUGGGGAUCUUGACGUGAAACCGGAUAAUGUUGUCCCUGGUACUUUGAGCUUGUUGACUGAAGCUUAUGACCGUUGUGGAGAAGUUUGUGCCCAGUAUGCAAAGACUUUCUAUUUGGGAACUUUGCUGAUGACCCCCGAAAGGCGGAGGGCUAUUUGGGCAAUCUAUGUGUGGUGUAGGAGGACAGAUGAGCUUGUUGAUGGGCCAAAUGCAUCGCAGAUAACUGCAACUGCUUUAGAUAGGUGGGAAGCAAGGUUGGAGGAUGUAUUCAGAGGUCAUCCAUUUGAGAUGCUUGAUGCUUCUUUAUCAGAUACGGUUGCUAAAUUUCCCAUUGACAUUCAGCCUUUCAAAGACAUGAUCGAAGGAAUGAAGAUGGACCUUAGGAAGUCAAGAUACAAAAAUUUUGAUGAGCUAUAUCUCUAUUGUUAUUAUGUUGCUGGCACUGUUGGGUUGAUGAGUGUUCCUAUUAUGGGCAUUGCACCUGAAUCUCGAGCUACCACAGAGAGUGUCUAUAAUGCUGCACUGGCUUUCGGGAUUGCAAAUCAGCUUACCAACAUACUUAGGGAUGUUGGAGAGGAUGCACAAAGGGGAAGGAUUUAUCUACCGCAGGAUGAAUUAGCACAGGCUGGACUAUCAGAUGAGGACAUUUUUGCUGGAAAGGUUACAGAUAAGUGGAGAAACUUCAUGAAGAAGCAAAUAAAGAGGGCAAGGAUGUUCUUUGAUGAAGCAGAAAAGGGAGUGGCAGAGCUGAGUGCAUCUAGUAGAUGGCCGGUUUGGACAUCAUUGCUGUUGUAUCGCCAAAUACUAGAUGAGAUAGAGGCCAAUGAUUAUAACAACCUCACAAAGAGAGCUUAUGUGAGCAAAGCAAAGAAACUAGUUGCCCUGCCAGUUGCAUUUGCAAAAUCCCUCCUUGGCCCAACAGGAACUUCCUCUUUUCUGGGUAAGGCAUAA
Messenger RNA from Theobroma umbraticum, 1716 nucleotides. It is a transcript of the gene PSY, whose product is annotated as PHYTOENE SYNTHASE. Gene Ontology annotation, biological process: biosynthetic process. The record is from RefSeq and is a predicted model, not a curated record. Lineage: Eukaryota; Viridiplantae; Streptophyta; Magnoliopsida; Malvales; Malvaceae. Gene Ontology annotation, molecular function: squalene synthase [NAD(P)H] activity; geranylgeranyl diphosphate synthase activity.